AUGGGGACUAUCACCUAUGCUCUGGAUACGCCGUUAAGUCGGAGUCCAGUAGUUGCAGUGACUGUUCUCGGUGCCAUUACGACAAUAACCACGAUUUUGCGGUUUGUUGCGCUGCAUUUAAGACGAGUAAGCCUCGGGCACCCGAAGUAUCUCAUCGUCGGGGCAUUAAUAACAAUUGUCUACGUGGACAUCGCCAUUGUGUUCAUUCUUACCAUCGUUGGAGGCGCAGGUCGAAAAGUUACCGAUACUGACCCGUCGUCGGUCAUCAUUACGCUGAAGACAAUCUUGCCUCUCGAAGCUCUAUAUGGAAUUGUGCUGGGAUUGAUCAAGUCUUCUAUCAUGCUCUUUUACUUGCGUAUCUUUGGCACCAAGAAAAGUUCUCGAAUUAGCAUCUUGGUCACAAUGACUAUAGUUUGGAUGUGGGCAGUCAGCGUGAUUCUGGAGACGUUUCUUCUUUGUCGUCCUUUGGCAUACAACUGGGAUACCUCCAUUGCUGGGACUUGUGGCAAUCGCAACGCGACAUAUGUUAUUGCGGGAACGCUGAACCUGAUCACUGAUCUGAUGGUGAUGGCGCUUCCGAUUCCUCACAUAUGGAAACUCCAGCUCUCACUUUCCAAGAAAAUCGCUCUAUGCGGUGUGUUCAGCGUGGGCUUGCUGGUCUCAAUUAUCAGCAUCAUUCGUCUUAAGUCGCUGAUGGAUAUUGACUUCUCCGACAUCACAUAUUCGGUCCAGAUGGGAGUUAUGUGGACCACGAUCGAGCCCGAGCUCGCCAUAAUUUGCGCAAAUAUGCCUUUUCUAAAAACCAUCUUGUCAAGAAUGGUUCCUGGUUUAUUCUCAACCGGACGUUCCAAGCAGAGUGCUUCUGGUCAACAAACAUUUGAAAGACUCGAGGAGCAGCAGUCGAACAAUAUUUAUCCGAUGAAUCGAAUCGGCCACCUAGCAGUUCGCACAAAUAUCUCCAGCGCGAAUACUACGGAAUCGCAAAGAGGC
Messenger RNA from Penicillium maclennaniae, 990 nucleotides. RefSeq lists its product as uncharacterized. The transcript has 5 exons. Lineage: Eukaryota; Fungi; Ascomycota; Eurotiomycetes; Eurotiales; Aspergillaceae. The annotation marks the transcript as partial. The record is from RefSeq and is a predicted model, not a curated record.